This is a messenger RNA of Arachis duranensis, 3769 nucleotides long. RefSeq names its product probable inactive receptor kinase At5g10020. Gene Ontology annotation, biological process: protein phosphorylation. NCBI's taxonomy places the organism in Eukaryota, Viridiplantae, Streptophyta, Magnoliopsida, Fabales, Fabaceae. The coding region runs from base 420 to 3530 and encodes 1036 amino acids. The transcript has 3 exons. The record is from RefSeq and is a predicted model, not a curated record. Gene Ontology annotation, molecular function: ATP binding; protein binding; protein kinase activity.
AGAGUGAACACAAGAACAGCACACAACACAACUCUCCGAUUCCUCCCUCAUUCUCUCUCUCUCUCUCCACACCCGCAACUCACACAAGACUAAGAGAGAAAUCGAAUUGAAUGGAACGUGAGAAGGAGAAGAAGAAUGAAGAGAGAGGAAGCACACAACACAGGCAUGAACAACAAGAGCAGCUAGUUGCCCUUUACAGAGUGUAGUUACUCGCUCCCACCAACCAACACUCUCCACCGGUUCUCCAUUUCCCUUCCCCCCCACCUAAAUUAUAUAUAUAAAACCCUACUUUCUCUUUCUCUUUCUCUUUCUCUCUCUCUUACCCACACACACAGCACAGCAAAGAACCACACUCCCCAAUCCAAUGCUAAACUUCUCUACCUAGGGUUCCCCUUUCUCUCCCCCUUUAUCUCUCUCCGAUGAAUCCCUUCCUCUCAAUUCUCUCUCUCUUCCUGCUAUUCCACACCGCCUCCUCCGCCUCCUUCCUCGAGCUCCGAUCCCUCCUUGAAUUCAAGAAAGGCAUAACCGCAGAUCCCCUCCGCCGCGUCCUCGACUCAUGGAACCCCUCUGCCGUCUCCGCCUCCGUCGACUCCUCCAACUGCCCUACCUGGGAGGGGGUCGUCUGCGACGAGGUCUCCGGAAACGUAACCGCCAUCGUCCUCGACCGCCUGUCCCUCGGCGGCGAGCUCAAGUUCCACACUCUCACUGACCUCAAGAUGCUCCGCAACCUCAGCCUCUCUGGUAACCAAUUCACCGGUCGCCUCCCUCCCUCCCUCUUCACUCUCACCUCACUCCACCACCUUGAUCUCUCACACAACGCCUUCUACGGCCCUAUCCCCGCGCGGAUCAACGACCUAUGGGGCCUCGUCCACCUCAACCUCUCCCUUAACCGCUUCAAGGGUGGCUUCCCCAGCGCCCUCCAAAACCUUCAGCAACUCAGGGUCCUCGAUUUACACUCUAAUGAGCUUUGGGCUGACGUAGCUGACGUCCUUGCUGCCCUUCGCAGCGUAGAGCACGUUGAUUUGAGCGCAAACCAGUUCUACGGCGGCCUCUCCCUUUCCGCCGAGAAUGCCUCCUCUAUUGCCAACACCCUGCAUUUCUUGAACCUCAGCGGUAACGUUCUCAACGGUCCUUUCUUCAGUGGGGAAUCGAUUAAGCUAUUUCGGAACUUGGAAGUGUUGGAUUUGGGCGAUAACUCCAUCACAGGGGAGCUUCCCUCUUUUGGACCGUUGCCGAGCCUCCGGGUCCUGAGGCUCCGCCGGAACCAGCUGUUCGGGUCUGUCCCGGAAGAGUUGCUUGAGAGCUCUGUUUCGUUGGAAGAAUUGGAUCUUAGCGGCAAUGGCUUCACUGGCUCAAUUGCUGUAAUCAACUCUACAACUCUGAAUAUUUUGAAUCUUUCAUCGAACAGUUUAUCAGGCUCUUUGCCAACGUCUUUGAGAAGAUGUACUAUCAUGGACUUGAGCAGGAACAAUUUUUCUGGUGACAUUUCUGUUGUCAAGACCUGGGAAGCCUCAUUGGAGGUUGUUGUUCUGAGUUCAAACAAGCUGUCUGGAUCGUUGCCUCCUAUUUUAGGGGGCCCUUCUUCAAAAUUGUCUACAGUUGACAUAAGUUUAAAUGAGCUUAAAGGACCCAUUCCGGGUAGUUUAGUUAAUUUUCCAUCAUUGACGAAGCUUAAUCUUUCUGGGAAUCAACUUACAGGGUCACUUCCACUUCAAGGUUCAGGGGCAAGUGAACUAUUACUCAUGCCACCUCAGCAGCAGAUGCAAUAUCUUGAUGUGUCUAAUAAUUCCUUAGAAGGCGACUUGCCUUCUGAUAUAGGUAAGAUGGGAGGGCUCAAACUGCUGAAUCUAGCUAGAAAUGGCUUUUCUGGCCAGCUGCCAAAUGAAUUGAGCAAACUUGCUUAUUUAGAAGACCUAGAUUUAUCUAAUAACAAAUUUACUGGAAAGAUUCCCGAUAAGCUUUCAUCCAACUUAAAUGCAUUUAAUGUGUCCAACAAUGACCUGUCUGGUCGUGUUCCUGAAAAUUUAUCGAAGUUUCCAACUUCAUCCUUCCGGCCUGGAAAUGAAAAGUUAGUGUUACCGAAGAAUUCUCCUGAGACUUCUUCAGUGCCUAAUAAUAUUCCAGACAAUGGAAGACAUCAUAGUUCAAAGGGUAAUAUCAGGAUAGCAAUUAUUCUUGCCUCUGUGGGUGCUGCUGUGAUGAUUGUGUUUGUUUUAGUGGCUUAUCAUCGAGCACAACUGAAAGAAUUUCACGGAAGAAAUGAGUUCCCUGGUCAAAAUACUGGAAGAGAUGUCAAUGUCAAAUUAGGAAGACUUACAAGGCCUUCGCUUUUCAAGUUCAAUACAAGUGUUCAACCUCCUUCAACUUCAAUGAGCUUUUCACACGAUCACUUGCUGACUUCUAAUUCAAGGACCCACUCUGGACAAUCAGAAUGUAUCACUGAAAUUUCUGAGCAGGGCUUACCUCAGGGAACGGUAGCAACUAGCUCAUCAUCUAUACCUAAUUUGAUGGAUAGUCCUCCCACAUCAUCUGGAAGGAAGUCAUCCCCUGGUUCCCCACUGUCAUCGUCUCCCCGUUUCAUAGAAGAAAAGCCGGCAAUGUUGGACGUUUACUCGCCAGAUCGGCUGGCUGGAGAGUUGUCCUUCCUGGAUUCUUCCUUAGCAUUCACUGCAGAGGAAUUAUCUCGAGCACCAGCUGAAGUUCUUGGCAGAAGUAGUCAUGGCACUUUAUAUAAAGCUACUCUGGACAAUGGUCAUAUGUUGACUGUUAAAUGGUUAAGGGUGGGGUUGGUCAAACAUAAAAAGGAAUUUGCAAGAGAAGUUAAAAGGAUCGGUUCUAUGAGGCAUCCAAACAUUGUUCCAUUAAGAGCAUACUAUUGGGGUCCUAGGGAACAAGAGAGGCUUCUUUUAGCUGACUAUAUACAUGGGGACAGCUUGGCCUUACAUCUUUACGAGACCACCCCCCGGAGGCACUCCCCAUUGUCAUUCAGCCAGCGAAUAAGAGUCGCCGUUGAUGUUGCUCGAUGUCUAUUAUACCUUCAUGAUCGAGGGCUUCCGCAUGGAAAUCUAAAGCCAACAAAUAUUUUGCUACCAGCCCCAGAUUACAGUGCGCGUCUUACUGACUAUGGUUUGCAUCGGCUAAUGACACCUGCUGGAAUUGCAGAGCAGAUACUUAAUCUAGGAGCACUUGGGUACCGUGCUCCAGAACUAACAACCACAUCCAAACCAGUACCGUCAUUCAAGGCUGAUGUAUAUGCACUUGGUGUGGUCCUGAUGGAACUGUUAACAAGAAAAAGUGCAGGUGACAUAAUAUCGGGUCAGUCAGGCGCUGUCGAUCUUACUGAUUGGGUUAGGCUGUGCGAGCAAGAAGGGCGGGUAAUAGACUGUAUUGACAGAGACAUAGCAGGUGGGGAAGAAUCCUCCAAAGAGAUGGAAGAACUGCUUGCAAUAUCUCUGAGGUGUAUUCUCCCUGUAAAUGAGAGGCCUAACAUCAGACAAGUUUUUGAAGAUCUCUGUUCUAUAUCAGUUUGAAUUUUUUGUAUAUGUGUCUGCCAAUUAGUUUUUUUAUUUUAUUUUUUUGGUUCCUCGACCAAUCGUUAUUUUCUGAUUCUUUGUACCAUCUUAGCUUCUUAAUUGGUUUCGGGCCUCAUUUUGGGCUAAUCAUAUUCUUUUCUUCCAUUCUCUUUUUUUGUUUUGGAAAAAAGAAAAUCGAUAUUUCUUGUAAAGUGACAAUCGUUGAUUAAUCAACAGUGUUUGUGUUUGAUUUGAAA